Molecule: messenger RNA, 2528 nt
Organism: Anolis carolinensis (green anole)
Lineage: Eukaryota; Metazoa; Chordata; Lepidosauria; Squamata; Anolidae
Gene: sec14l2
Product: SEC14 like lipid binding 2
Exons: 12
Coding region: 106-1335 (409 amino acids)
Cellular component (GO): cytoplasm
Source: RefSeq, a predicted model, not a curated record
UCCCCUUUUUUGGCAGCGCAAUAGGCGGGGCCUAGCUGCCAAUGAAAGCUGGGCAGGCUGGUACCUGGCAGGUAGAAGCGGGUUGAUCGCGGGAGAACAGCAGCGAUGAGCGGCCACGUCGGGGAUCUGAGCCCCAAGCAGGAGGAGGCCCUGGCCAAGUUCCGGGAGAACAUCCAAGACAUCCUUCCUCUGCUCCCAGCCCAGGAUGACUACUAUAUCCUGAAGUGGCUCCGAGCCAGGUGUUUCGACUUGCAGAAGUCGGAGGCAAUGCUCCGAAAGCAUGUGGAGUAUCGCAAGCGCAUGGACGCCGAGCACAUCUUGGAAUGGCAGGCCCCUGAGGUGGUCCAGAAGUACAUGACGGGGGGCCGGUGCGGCUACGACCGGGAGGGCUGCCCCAUCUGGUACGAGAUCAUUGGGCCGCUGGACGCCAAGGGCAUCCUCUUCUCCGUCUCCAAGCAGGACUUGCUCAAGAAGAAGUUCCAGGACUGUGAGAUCUUGCGCGGCCUCUGCGACGCCCAGACCGAGAAACUGGGCAAGAAGAUCGAGAGCGUCAUCAUGGUUUAUGACUUUGAGGGGCUGAGCCUGAAGCAUCUCUGGAAGCCGGCGGUGGAGGCCUAUUCCGAGCUGCUUUCCAUGUUUGAGGAGAACUACCCCGAGUGCCUGAAACACGCCUUCAUCAUCAAAGCUCCAAAGCUCUUCCCUGUGGCCUACAACCUGGUCAAGCGCUUCCUCAGCGAAGACACACGCAAGAAGAUUGUCAUCUUGGGAGCGAACUGGAAGGAGGCCUUGCUCAACCACAUUGAUGCCAAAGAGCUGCCGGUGGAAUACGGGGGCACCCUCACCGACCCCGACGGAGACCCCAAAUGCAAGAGCAAGUUGAACUACGGCGGGGAGGUGCCCAAGAAGUACUACAUGCGGGACCAGCUCAAGACCCAGUAUGAGCACAGCGUGGUGGUGAGCCGGGGCUCCUCGCACCAAGUGGAGUACGAGAUCCUCUUCCCCGGCUGCGUCCUCAGGUGGCAGUUCAUGUCCGACAGCGCCGACAUCGGCUUCGGCGUCUUCCUGAAGACCAAGGUGGGCGCCCGCCAGCACGCUGGCGAUAUGAGCGAGAUCUUUGCCAACCAGCGCUACAACGCCCACAUGGUGCCCGAGGAUGGCUCCCUCACCUGCGCUGACGCCGGAAUCUACGUUCUGCGCUUCGACAACACCUACAGCUACCUGCACGCCAAGAAGAUCAGCUACACGGUGGAGGUGCUGCUGCCGGACAAGAAGGCCGAGGCGGGCUUCAAGCAGCUGGACAACCAGCUGGAAGUGCUGACCCUCAAUGACGCCUGAGCCCCUUGGGGACGGGAAGCCUGCUCCUUGGAGCCAACCUUGGGGCAGGGAAGCGGGCAGCUGGGGGGUCCAAGUCCCCCCCCAACAAAACGGGUCUGCCGCUAGCUUUAGGGCAGGGCUCGCACGACUCGGCGGUAGUAAGGGGCCACAAUUCUAAUAGGACUACACUUCUCCUCUAUGCUUCAUCCUGGUUGAUUGCGACUCGUCCCGUGACCGCCACUUUGCCACCCUCUCCAAUGCCUCGCUGGGCCGCCUGACGAUCCCAUGAAGGGCUGUGUGCGGCCCGCGGGCUGGACGUUGUGCAAGUCUGAUUUAGGGCAUAAUGGGGGGGGAGGGUGUUGCCUUCUAGCUCCCAUUUUGUGCCAGUUGAGAAAGCGAGAGUGGCCCACUUCCCUGUGGAGGGAAUGGGAUUAAGACUUGUCCAGUCCAGCCAACUGGAAGCCAAUCGCUCGCCUCCAGUUUAGCCUCGUAAAGGUACGUCUAACUAUGACGGUUCGUUAUCCCCAGUAGGUUGAUCCCAAACAGAUUGACCUCCGGUAGGGUGACCCCCUAAUAGGCCGAUCCUGAUAGGCUGAUCCCAAAUAAAGUGACACCCAAUAGACCAACCCCCUGAUAGGACAAUCCUGAUAGGCCGAUCCCAAACAGAUUGCCACCCAAUAGGACGACCCCCAAUAGGCUGAUCCCAAAUAGACUGACCCCCGAUAGGACAACCCCUCCAGAAGUCAAUCCCCAAAAGAGCGACACCCCCCCCCCCAAUAUUUUUAGCUCAAUUUCUUUCAACCCUGGCCCACACUGGCCUCUCGCAACCAAAUCCCGACUUGUUUGCCCAGAGAUCCCAAUGGUGGCCCUCUUGCUCACUCUUCCGGUUUCCCCUACGUCGACGACUUACUUCGAUGAAGUGGCCACCUUAACCCCUCUAUUUGCCCCCCGCCUUGUUUACUUUUUUGCCGGUGCCUGAGACGUCAAAAGGGCUGACGACCGAAUGCACACACCAGAAAAAACCAACCCACAUCCAAGCCAUAUUGUUUACACGCUCUGGGUUCGAGUGGCGCCCAGUCUUUCUUUUGGACAUGGAGGCUUCUGGAGAAAGUUGAGUUUGGGAUUCUCUGGACACAAGCCAGGGCUUUUGUUCUCCCACCAUACUUCUUCAUAUACCCCCCUCCCCCCCAGAUCUAAUAAACGCUGAUGUCAGA